Molecule: messenger RNA, 1650 nt
Organism: Fonsecaea multimorphosa CBS 102226
Lineage: Eukaryota; Fungi; Ascomycota; Eurotiomycetes; Chaetothyriales; Herpotrichiellaceae
Exons: 5
Coding region: 1-1650 (549 amino acids)
Biological process (GO): phenol-containing compound metabolic process
Molecular function (GO): arylsulfatase activity; glycosaminoglycan binding; N-acetylglucosamine-6-sulfatase activity
Source: RefSeq, a predicted model, not a curated record
AUGCCUCUUCUACAAAAGUAUAUACUCAAUGAAGGAACUCUCUACAGCAAUCACUUCUGCACUGUGGCACUCUGUUGUCCAUCCCGCGUCACUCUGUGGACGGGCAGAGCAGCCCAUAACACAAAUGUGACAGAUGUGUUUCCUCCAUACGGCGGAUGGCCAAAGAUCUUGAGAGAGGGCAUCAACGAUGACUACCUGCCGCUGUGGAUGCAGAAUGCAGGCUAUAAUACUUACUAUACCGGAAAACUCUGGAACCACCAUCAUAUCGACAACUACGACAAGCCUCGCGCCAGAGGCUUCAAUGGCAGCGAUUUCCUGCUUGACCCGUAUACGUACGAAUACUACCACUCCCGAAUGACACGGAACAACGAGCCCCCUGUCAACUACGAAGGACAGUAUAGCCCGGACGUUAUAGCACAGAAAGCAUACGGGUUCCUGAACGAAGCCAUGCAGCACAAAGAGCCCUGGAUGUUGACCGUUGCUCCCGUUGCGUCGCAUGGCAACGUCCGCUUAGAGGGUGGGUGGGAGAUCAGCGCUCCCAGAUAUGCUAAACGGCACGCACACCUCUUCAAGGAUUACAAAAUACCACGCGACAAGAAUUUCAAUCCUGAGAAGCAAGGAGGGGUCUCUUGGGUCAAGAACUUGCCGCUCUUGAACGAUACCGUGAUCGCUUACAACGAUGAGUAUCAGCGUGCACGCCUGCGGUCUCUGCAGCCCGUGGACGAGAUGAUUGAGAACUUGGUCAAGAUGCUGGAGGAGAAAGGAGUUCUGGACAAUACCUACAUCUUUUAUACAACCGACAACGGAUAUCACAUCUCGCAACAUCGUCUGCACCCCGGGAAAGAAUGUGGCUACGACACCGACAUCCAUAUCCCGCUGGCUGUCAGAGGACCAGGCGUCGCAGCUGGCCGGGUGACCAAGGCCGUGACAUCGCACACAGACUUGUCUCCAACCAUUCUCCAACUAGCAGGACAGUCGCGUGAAGACUUCGACGGACGUCCGAUCCCCCUUUCUGCAGAGGAGACUGUACAGGACACCUCGAAUUGGGAACAUGUCAACAUCGAAUUCUGGGGUCGGGCUGUCCCAGAGGGGACUAUGGGCAAGUACACCGACGACUACAAUCCCGAGUGGGGCUUUGAAGGGGCGGUUAGGAACAACACAUACAAAGGCCUCCGCUUGAUAGGUGACGGGUAUAGUCUUUACUAUUCCGUCCAUUGUACUGGGGAACGCGAGUUCUAUGACUCGAUCCAUGACCCCGGUCAACUGGUGAACCUGUUCGACGAUCAAGCCGUAUCUUCGGCCUACAGUCUUAGAGGUCGUCCGUUCGACCAGAUCGUUCAUCGCCUGGACGCCUUGAUGAUGGUGCUCAAAUCGUGCAAGACCGAGAGCUGCCUCAAGCCCUGGGACGCGCUGCACUCCCGCGGAGAUGUCGCGACCUUGAAGGAUGCGUUGCACCCUGACUUCGACGCCUUCUACAAGAACCAGCCGAAGGUUGCCUUCACAUCUUGCGAGCUAGGAUAUAUUCGCGAGGCCGAGGGUCCACAGGAUGCCAAUGUCUUCGGCGCAGCAGAACCACGGCUCGAGUUGAGAGAGCAACAAGGCACGGACCAAAGCUUCGGUUACAGAGGCCACUGGAGCCAUUGGACCUAA